CUUUUUUGUGGCCAUGGCUCGCUGGCUGCGCAGGCUCAAUCCACUCAUGUCCGCCGCGCAGUCCGAGGCGGCCUCUCCGAUCCCGAUCUCUCCGGCGCUGGCGGCGUUCCGAGAGCGAUUGGCAAGCGAUGCGCCGGAGCUUAAGGAUUUCGUGAGCCAGGGCUCGGGUGUGGAAGGCUACUCGGUGGCGGUGGGGACGCGGGAGGAUCCGCGGCGCAAGCCGGAUUGGAUGAAGCGGAUCAUUCCAGGUGGGGAGAAGUACACGAGGAUCAAAUCGCAGCUGAGGGAGCUCAAAUUGAAUACCGUGUGUGAGGAGGCCAAAUGCCCAAAUAUUGGAGAGUGCUGGAGCGGUGGCGACACGGGCACGGCCACUGCGACGAUCAUGAUCCUGGGGGAUACGUGCACCAGAGGCUGCCGAUUUUGUGCAGUGAAGACAUCGCGAGCUCCACCUCCACCUGAUGCAGACGAGCCAGCCAAAGUUGCUGAAGCGAUUGCCUCUUGGGACCUCGAGUAUGUGGUGCUCACGAGCGUGGACCGGGAUGAUUUACCCGAUCAAGGAAGCGGGCACUUCGCCGAGACAGUGAGGAGGAUCAAGCAACGCAAGCCGGGCAUGCUGGUUGAGGCCUUAGUUCCCGACUUUCGAGGCGAUCCCGACUGCGUGGAGAAAGUGGCCACCUCUGGACUGGACGUCUUUGCGCACAACAUAGAAACCGUGCAAGAGCUACAGAGCUCGGUCCGAGACAGGCGAGCAAACUUCCAGCAAUCCAUCAACGUCUUGAAGAUGGCCAAGCUGAAAGGUCCUCGCGGGGUUCUCACCAAGACCUCGAUCAUGCUGGGCUGUGGCGAGACAUCUUCACAGGUUUUGGAGACCAUGGCCAGAGUGAGAGACGCCGGCGUGGACGUGAUGACUUUCGGGCAGUACAUGCGACCGACGAAGAAACACAUGCCAGUGUCCGAGUACGUGACUCCGGAAGCGUUCGAGAACUAUCGAAGAAUCGGAAUGGAAAUGGGAUUUCGAUAUGUGGCUUCUGGCCCAAUGGUGAGAUCCUCCUACAAAGCUGGAGAGUUCUACAUCAAAGCGAUGCUCGAUGCAGAUAGAGAGGCAGCGAUGGUUUCAUAGAAAAACAUUAAAGGUAUGAUUCUUUCGCGCGGAGAUUGAUUCCGAUUUAACACAAGCCGUCGGAUUCUCCACGUCACCGAUUCCCGCGGCGGAGGAUCGUGCGGCCUAGCGGCGCCCCUCCAGAUCCGCCGCUUGGCCUCUUCCUCUUCGAGUGUAACUCUUGGCCACUUUGGCCAAAGAGUCGAGCUCUUGAAGAGGAGGAGGAGGAAGAACUUGGGCGAUCGAACAAACGAAGUAGAAGAUCAUGGCUCGACGGAGGAAGAGCCGGAGCCGGAGCCGGGGUGGCAAGAAAAUCCGCGUGCCAAAGAUGAAACUCGCGGUGCGCGAUGCUCUGGCGUCGCUCAAAGCCAAGAGAGGUGUCACAGCUGCGGCGGUGGCCCGGAAGAUCAAGAAGAAGUAUGGAAACGAUCUCCCCAAGCGCUUCCAGGCCCAGGUGGGGCGAUCGCUGCGCGGGCUGGUCCGAGCGGGGCGGCUGGAGCGUGUGCGCGGCCGCUUUGCGGUGGCCACUGGCAAGAGUGGACGAGGCGGGCGACGUAAAAGAGGUGGACGGUCGAGAUCGAGAUCGACGUCGCGGAAGGGCGGGCGGCGCCGCCGCCGCCGGGGUGGACGGCGAUCGCGAUCGCGGUCGCGGUCGAGGAAGGGCGGGCGGCGCCGCCGGCGUCGCAGACGCCACUAGAAAAUGGUGCGGGCGCAUAUUCCUUUGACUCGUUGGUUAUUUUUGUGGUUCUUUUACGUGUUUGUGGAGGUUUUUGGUGCAGGAAUCAGAGACGCAUUCGAUGAUGAGAUCCAUGACAAGAACAUCCUUUAAUUUUUUCGAAAAUGCCACUAUUUGACGAAUAAAAUUUUGAGAUUAGAUCCGA
This is a messenger RNA of Selaginella moellendorffii, 1980 nucleotides long. RefSeq names its product lipoyl synthase, mitochondrial. The transcript has 4 exons. Gene Ontology annotation, biological process: lipoate biosynthetic process. Gene Ontology annotation, molecular function: 4 iron, 4 sulfur cluster binding; lipoate synthase activity. Bases 14 to 1120 code for a protein of 368 amino acids. Lineage: Eukaryota; Viridiplantae; Streptophyta; Lycopodiopsida; Selaginellales; Selaginellaceae. The record is from RefSeq and is a predicted model, not a curated record. Gene Ontology annotation, cellular component: mitochondrion.